Gymnodraco acuticeps is the source of this 2399-nucleotide messenger RNA. RefSeq names its product lysine (K)-specific demethylase 5C (gene kdm5c). Gene Ontology annotation, cellular component: nucleus. Lineage: Eukaryota; Metazoa; Chordata; Actinopteri; Perciformes; Bathydraconidae. The record is from RefSeq and is a predicted model, not a curated record. Gene Ontology annotation, molecular function: DNA binding; histone demethylase activity. Gene Ontology annotation, biological process: chromatin remodeling.
CUGGGAGUAAACGUGCGGUACGUGGUAACACUUCCAGGGUUGUGCUUCGGUCGUGAGAAAACUAAGAUGGCGUCUCGUCAAGAAAGAUAGGAUGGCUUGAAGAGAGUGAUGAUGUUGGUCGAGGGAAUUAUUGAUAGAGACAUUAAGUGAUAACGUUUGAGACUUUCGUACACCAUCAAACAAACCUCCGCCAUCCAGAGCGGAGUUAUAUGGAGAACUGAGGCUGGAAAACGUUCAACUUUUAGCUAGCAGUGUUAGCUAGCCAACUGGACCCGUUUUAUUUCCAGCGUUCAUCACAACAACAGAGGAAGGAGAGCGACCAGCAGCCCUGUCAUUACCCGGGACAUCGAGGUGUCUUCGGGGCAAUGGAAGGGGAAGAGUUUGUUCCUCCUCCGGAGUGUCCAGUGUUUGAGCCGUCAUGGGAGGAGUUUCAGGAUCCUCUGGGCUACAUCGCCAAGAUACGUCCAAUCGCAGAGAAGUCUGGAAUCUGCAAAAUCCGACCUCCACAAGACUGGCAACCUCCGUUCUCAGUGGAGCUGGACACCUUUCGCUUCACACCCCGCAUCCAGAGGCUUAACGAGCUGGAGGCGGAGACCAGAGUGAAGCUGAAUUAUUUGGACCGCAUCGCCAGGUUCUGGGAGGUCCAGGCGUCCUCGUUGAAGAUCCCUCACAUUGAAAGACGCAUCCUUGAUCUUUUCGCGCUGUCGAGGAUUGUGACGCAUGAAGGGGGUUUUGAGAUGGUGUGUAAGGAGCGGCGCUGGGCUCGUGUUGCUCAGAGGCUCGGUUACCCUCCGGGGAAGAACAUCGGCUCUCUGCUGCGCUCGCACUUCGAGAGGAUCGUCUACCCCUUCGAGAUGUUCCAGUCUGGCUCCAGCUUGCCGAAUUACAAGCCGAAGCACUACGACGGAGAGGAGGUGGAUAAAGAGUACAAGCCUCACUCCAUCCCGCUGCGACAGUCUGUGCAGCCGUCCAAGAUGAGCAGCUACGGACGCAGAGCUAGCCGCUGCCAGCCCGAUGGUCCAGAGGAUCUGGCCCCCCAUCCUCUCACCACUGGCUCUCAGCUCAUCUCUGCGCCUGAACCCACAGAGGAGGACAUCGAGAAGAACCCAGAGCUGAAGAAGCUGCAGAUCUACGGCGCCGGGCCCAAGAUGAUGGGCCUCGGACUGAUGGCGAGGGAGAAAGGCCUCCGAAAGAAAGACGAGCCGCCUCAAACCAUAAAGGAAAGCGUGUCUCCUGCUCCCGGUGAUACUUCGGUCAAAACCGAGACACUAGAGCCUCAGGAAGAGAAGAAGAGUGACGGGAGCACAUCGAGCCCACAACCCCCUCCUCAGACUGUCCCCGUUAAGGCUGAAGUGAAGACGGAAGAACCAGGAGAGGAAGAGGUGGAGGAGGAAGGAGGGAAAGGGAAGGGGAAAUAUGAGGAGGGAGCCAAAGCAAAAGGACCUUUUCCAAAAAUGAAAAUGAGGCUCCGAGGCAACCUCAACAACCCGCAGUGUGUGGACUCUUUUGUGUGUCGGAUGUGUGGUCGCGGAGACGAUGACGAUAAACUGUUACCGUGUGACGGCUGCGACGAUAACUACCACACCUUCUGCCUGCUGCCCCCCCUCACUGAUCUUCCUAAAGGCAACUGGAAAUGCCCGAAAUGUGUAGCAGAGGAGUGCAAGAAACCUGCAGAAGCAUUCGGCUUCGAACAGGCGACACGAGAGUACACCCUGCAGAGUUUCGGGGAAAUGGCGGACGCCUUCAAAGCAGACUACUUCAACAUGCCUGUCCAUAUGGUUCCCACGGAGCUGGUGGAGAGGGAGUUCUGGAGGCUGGUGAGCAGCAUCGAGGAGGACGUGGUGGUGGAGUACGGAGCGGACAUUCACUCCAAAGAGUUCGGCAGCGGCUUCCCCAUGGACAACGGCAAGAAGACGCUCACAAAGGAAGAGGAGGAGUAUGCUCGCAGCGGCUGGAACCUGAACGUGAUGCCGGUGCUGGAGCAGUCGCUGCUGUGCCACAUCAACGGAGACAUCUCUGGGAUGAAGGUGCCCUGGCUGUACUGCGGGAUGGUGUUCUCCGCCUUCUGCUGGCACAUCGAGGACCACUGGAGCUACUCCAUCAACUACCUGCACUGGGGGGAACCGAAGACGUGGUACGGGGUUCCCUCUGUGGCGGCGGAGCGUCUGGAGGCCGUGAUGAAGAAGCUGACCCCGGAGCUGUUUGAGUAUCAGCCUGACCUCCUGCACCAGCUGGUCACCAUCAUGAACCCCAACAUCCUCAUGUCUCACGGCGUACCGGUUGUUCGCACGAACCAGUGUGCGGGAGAGUUCGUCAUCACGUUCCCCAGAGCGUACCACAGCGGCUUCAAUCAGGGAUACAACUUUGCUGAAGCUGUUAACUUCUGCACUGCAGACUGG